Molecule: messenger RNA, 1599 nt
Organism: Paraglomus brasilianum
Lineage: Eukaryota; Fungi; Glomeromycota; Glomeromycetes; Paraglomerales; Paraglomeraceae
Source: the annotation of a GenBank genome assembly
AUGUCGUUUACCAAAGAGCUUUUUGUGGCAGUUUCGGAAUUUUUGAUUUUCACAAGUUUUAUUGUUUUAUUAUAUGUCUUGAGAUUUUAUUAUGAUUAUUUCACUCGCUCUGCUUCGUAUCCGGGACCAUUUCCAUUACCCAUAAUAGGUAAUCUUCACCAAUACUAUUAUCAUCAACACGAUAUUCCACAUUGGCUCCACCAAUUGAGUUUGAAAUAUGGAGACAUAUUCGAAUUGUAUUUUGGAACCAAUAAAUAUUUGAUGGUUAGUGACGUGCGAAUAGUCGAACGGAUAAUGACUUCAAAAAAGGACAGCAACUACUUUGUUCGCGUUGCAACCAAAACCGGACUAGAUGAUUUACAAAGGGGCAGCGUUGCAAUUUUAUAUAAUGCGAAUUUUCACUCCUGGUCAUACGUUAGAAAAGUCUUUUUCAGAGUCGUGGGAUCGGCCAAUGCCUUAAGAGCCGCUGCAACUUUAGUUAAUACAGUUUUUGGAAAUUUAGAAAAGUUAUGGGACAAUUUGAUCAAAGAACGAGGUCAAUGUUUGGAUAGCAAGCAGGAACGCUCAGUGGAAGUCGAUCUUGUAUGUUGGUCAAAAAGAGUCUUUGCAGAAAUCAUCAUGUUGCUAACGGCCGGUCAACAACCUAAUUUAUUGUCGAACUACUACGAUCGAAUUAUUGGUGACAAUAUUCAAAAGAAUGCAGAUGAAGAUUUUUUGGAUCGCUUCUCCAUUGCAUCUGAUUGUGUGCAAUAUUACAUAACUGUUCCACCAGUGAUACGCAACAUUCCAAUUAUACGUCGAUAUACAAAAUACCUACAUAACAAUCUGAUGUGGACCAGAAAUUAUGCGUGCAACUUGGUCAAGGAACGCAGAAAAGAAAUAAAAAACCUCGGCAUUGGAGAGAAGUCAGCAUCCAAUGUGUUAAAUAUUCUAUUGCCAUCAAACGGUAUUCCAAACGAGAACGACAAAAUAUCCUUGACUGACGAAGAAAUCGGAGAUAAUAUAGUAGAAAUGUUUAGUGAAGGAAUUGAUAGCCCUUCAAAUACUCUGGCAUUUAUUAUUCAUUGCGUUGGAGCUAAUCCAGAUGUUGAAAGAAGUAUUAUUCAAGAAAUUAAGAACGUAUUUGGAGAUUUGACGGACUUGGUUAUUACCUAUGAAGAUUUAAAUAAGCUUGUAUAUAUAGAAGCGGUCAUAAAAGAAGUUCUGAGACUUAGGCCGGCAACAUUGACAAUCUCGCGCUUUUCGGCACAUCGUGAUCAAUUUGACGGGUACGAAAUUCCCUCAUCGACACAAAUUGCAAUAAACGUCGUUGGUUUGCACAGGAAUCAAAAUUAUUGGAACGAACCCGAAAACUUUAAUCCCUCAAGAUUUUUAGAAGACAACAUUGGUAAAAACUAUAACAAAAAUGCAUUCAUGUAUUUUGGCGGUGGAUUACGCGUGUGCCCAGCUAAACAGUUUGCAAUGGUACAACUCAAAAUGAUGGUGGUUUUGCUUUAUAGUAAAUAUACCUUUGAGGUAACCACCAAAGAUCCUUCAACAAACUACAACGUUAAUCUUCAAUGCAAAGAGCUGAUGACUAGAAUUAAACACAGAAGAUAG